AUAGAACCGGUUCACCCUACCAAUGGGGUUAAACAUUGGUAAUUACUGUCGCUUGCCAGUGGGAGUUGUAAACACUGGCACCAUUACUGACGCCUGCCAGUGGGAGUUGUUAAACACUGGCACUUCUGUAACCUUGCCUAUGGGGUUAAACAUUGGCAACUACUGUGCCUGCCAGUGGGAGGAAACGUUUUGUUAUUGAACUAAAUCUGAUUUUGCAUUGACGGUUUUGUGAUUGAACGUUUUGCUAUUGAACCAAAUUUGAUUUUCGCAUUAACGGUUUAUCAGUGAAAGUUCUGUUAUACUUACAUGGUUUAUCUAGCAUGCUUAAAAGUUUUACCCAAGGGCUAUCCAUAUUUACUUACUGAGUUAUCUCAUAGUUUUCCUUGUCCACCAUUUCAGGAAGCGAUACCGAGGACGGGGAAACCGAGGAGAGUGACGAGUUAGAAGGCUAGCCAUCUGAAAUUUGAUAUAGAUUUUAGAUACAGAUUAUGAUCUUAUAAGCUAGAUUGUAAUUGGAGGUUUAUAGCUUCAUUUAAUGGGUUGUUAGUUUAUAAGAGAUUUGAUUUGGAGAUUUGAGUUUAAGGUAUGUUGGACAUAAAAUUAUUUUGAGAUGAUUGAUUUGAGUUAUUGGAUUGUCAGAUGUGAUUUGGAUAAGUUCCGAGCCUUGUGCACUUGUGGGACUCGUCUCACGAGUGCACGGCGUCUGUCACGUCCCCGGAUUUGGGUUCUGGGGCUUGACGAAGGAUAUUAAUUGAGGUUGCAUAGAGGAUAAUCUUGACUUCACUUGUGUAAACUUCUCACAUCUUACCCAUAAAGGCAACAAUUUACUCGACGAUCUGUUCAUUUUAGCAUUACAAGCUAGAAAAGUCUACCAUGUUGAAGAUGAAAGGGACAAUGGUUGGCUUAUUGUCAAGCUUGCUAAAUUAAGAUAUGUUUUUGACAUGAGGGUACAACACAAUAGUCUAUCAAUGGGGGAUAACAUUAAAGAUAUGACUUAGGU
Molecule: messenger RNA, 1000 nt
Organism: Rubroshorea leprosula
Lineage: Eukaryota; Viridiplantae; Streptophyta; Magnoliopsida; Malvales; Dipterocarpaceae
Source: the annotation of a GenBank genome assembly